Messenger RNA from Mytilus trossulus (common blue mussel), 4519 nucleotides. RefSeq lists its product as uncharacterized. The record is from RefSeq and is a predicted model, not a curated record. The transcript is spliced from 4 exons. Lineage: Eukaryota; Metazoa; Mollusca; Bivalvia; Mytilida; Mytilidae. The coding region runs from base 169 to 1320 and encodes 383 amino acids.
UAAAGGACGUCCAAUAGAAAACAAGGAGACAGCUGAUCAGAAAGACGCAAUGAUAAUUCUCUGUUGAUAUAAUACAUAGUAGGUAUUUCUUCUGCUAUAUUUUAGGAGGAAUAACAUGAAAUUAUUAAAAUGGAUAAAUCCUACUUUUUAGAAAAUUAAAACUGAAAUAUGGAGAAUGAAGAUGCUUUGCAAAGUGGUGGAAUGCCAACUAUUGAUGCAAAAGAUUUUUCUUUGCCUGAAGUUGAUGUUGCCAAAAAUGAGGCCAGCAGUGGAUAUGGAUUUCUGCCACAGCUUCCUAGAAGUUUAAAUUUGUUUCCAUUUUUUGGAAGAUAUACUAAUGUUAUACCAGAGGAAACCGAUGGACAAAAACAAUGUCUGCCACAUCACAGAACAGACGCUGUAACCACACAGGUGUAUUCCAAUAUUCAGUCCAGUGCUGGACCUAAGGAUAAUUUGAUCACAGAGGUAAAGAAACUAGGAUUAACAGCACAAGCCCCACAAGUAGAUAGUGAAAUUCACAAAUUUGAACCUUAUUGGGUUGAAGUUGGACCUAAAAAUAGACAUUAUGAUACUCGUCGCCAAUCAGCCGGAAAGGUGAGCAAUGUAAAGCACAAAAAUAACAUAGAUCAUAGCGAUGAUAAAAAAACAAAUGUUAUUCACGAUGACUUAGCUUUGAUUGAAAAAGAGAAAAAGAAAAUCUCUGAACCUGUUGGGUCAUCCCAUGAUGAUCUUGUUGAUUUUAGAAAAGUGGUAAUGGUUCCGCCAAAAACAGGAACAGAAUCUGCUUUGGCAGCAAGCAGACGUGGAAGAAUUUUCAGAAAAUAUGAAUUUACAGCCUCUGAGGAUAAUCCUCAGUUUAGUCGUGGUCAAUUAUUUGGAUCGAACAAGGGGCUUGGACAUCGUAGAUCAAGUUCUACAAGUAAUAUUCCUCAGCUUGAGGGAGAAAUAUGGACAAAAGAUGGAGAUCUAGAAAAAUACCAUUCCACUGACAAUCAACUCGAGUCAUUUCAAGGAAAUAUGGAACAGAAAAGUUCGGGUCUCAGAAGAACAAGUUCAACAGGCGCACUGCAGCGACUUGGAACAGAGCAUACUUUUAAAGAUGAUCAACUUGUAGAAUACCAUAAAGAAGAAGAGAAGGGUUCUGAAAUCAAAAGACAUGAAAGUACAAAUAAUACGCCUUCAAAGGGUUCUAGCUUUGAUACAUCUGCAGUCAAAAGUAAACUACAAAGUAUAGGAAAGAAAACAGUAGAGUUGGCUACUACAAGCAAAGUUCGUCAGAAUAAACGAGAGCGAAAUAUGUUUGCUCCUACAUCUUUUUAAUGAAAGUUUAAACUUAGAUAACAGAUCCAGUACGUAAUAAUACUGUAUACAUAUGAAACAUGAGGUUGUUUUAGAUUUAAAUAUGAUUCAUUCUUACACAAAUGGAGAUUUUGAUAUUAUAAAAACAUGAAUUUAUUUGAUAUCAAAGCAUUUAUUAGUGAAGUUCAGGCAUAUAAAGCAUGUAAAGUAUGUGCUACCUAUUGAUCUGUUUAAAAAGCUUUUUUAGCUUGUGAAUAAUUCAAUAACUCCUAUUGAGAGGUGUUUAUACUUUUUUACCAUCUUGCUUGAAAUCAUUACUCACAAAAAUCUGUUAAAUGUUUUGAUUGGCCAAUCAUUUUUGUUGUCAUGUCUGAUUUUAAAAUAUUGUUUCAAAUACAAAGUCGUGUAUCAUAUCAUUUGAGAAUGAAAUGGGUAAUGUUUUCUAAUUGUUUAAAAUUAAAACCGCUUGUCUUUCAAAUAUAUUCAAGUUUUUAAUACAUCAUUUACAUGAAACUUUUUUGUACAAUUUUAUUAAAUAUUCUGCUAUCUUUUAAUUGCAUGCACCUUUGCUAUAUUACUUAAGCAAUACUGUUAGCUAUGUUAACGGGUAUAAGUAUUUCCUGAAUUAAAUAUAUAAAUGACUGAUUUGACCUCAAUAUUUUACAUAUUCAAGCCUUUUGUGUACUGUAAACUACAGAAGUUAUUAUGGUCAUUUAUUAUUUUGGAAGAAUAUGAGAUUUUUUAUUUCAAUUUCAUUGUAAAUCUACUCACAUUCAUGACAUUAUUUGUAUUGAUAUUAUGUUUUCAUACUUCCACUCUAAUGACUAUAUUUCUACCUUAGGGAAGUAGGGAUCAUUUUCUGUGUAACCAUUCCUUUUAACUCACAGUUUUUGGUUUCCUAAUGUUAACUAGGUACAUGUAUGUUUACCAUGUAUGAAUAUAUAUAUAUGUGUGUAGUGCUAUUCUACUUUAAAUGUACAUGUGUAAAUGAUACCUUGUUAGUGCUUGUGUUCAAAAGUAUGUUUUUAUAUUUUAAUUCAUUAACUUUUUCAUUUAUAAACCUAUAUAUAAUUGUAGUACUUCGUUAUUUCAUAUUUUACAAUCAUGUGUGCAAUUAGUUCGUACGGGAUAAAUGUUCAGGUGUAUAUUAUUAGAAAGUUUACAAAGGAAUUAAAAGAAAACAGUGUGGUUCAUGAAUCAGAAAUAAUUAUCUUUAAAUUUUUACAUACAUGAACAUGUGAAAGAGUGUUAUUGAAUGUGUAAGAAAUUGUUUACUUUUUUGAUUUUUAUCUCUAUUUUGUAUGUAUACGAAUCCUAAAUAUUUAUAAUGGUUUUUUUAUAUGAUGGUUACAGGAAUAACUUAUGAAUGUUGUGAAUUAAUUGGUAAUCCAGUAUUUACACCAGCUUUUACUGCUGACUAAAUAACAAUAUUUGCAUCAUUUGUCCGUAUAAAUUUGCACUAUUUGAUAAACCCAAAAUCAUAUCAUCCAUUUAAUAAAGUGGUUCAUGAAACACUGAUAACUUAUGAUUUGAACACAUUAUAAAAAAUGUAUUUCACACAAAUGUUAUAAAAUAUUUUACAUUGUCAAUGUAUGUCAAUUUAAUUUAUUGUGGUUUUAAAUUUUUCAUAUUAAUGUACAGUGAAACAAAGACAUUUAUACAAUGUAAUCAUAUUAUGAGUUUUUAUUAUCUUCAUGUUUCACAGUUUGAAUUGCAUUCUCAUCCAUCAUAUCUGUACUUGUAGUUGCAUUAAGGACCAUUUUGGGCUAUACAAUAAAUAAUUACAAAAUAUACAUGAAUUUCAUAGUAUAAUGGUAUAUGAAUGUAAUCAAAAUCUCAUCAUUGUAAGGUCUUUCUUGUUCCAUGAAUAUUCAUCUAUAAUUGAGAGCGAUACUACGGGCCAACCUGGACUAUGUUUUUCAAAACUUCUUAGUUUAGACAUGCAUUUUGAUCGAGUAACAUCAGGCAAAUAUAUUCAAAACUACCAGUAUGUCUAAAAUGUUUGUUUGAGAGAGGUUUUAUAUAUAUAAUAUAUAGAUGAUGCAGCGAUUGUUCUAUCAGCCCUUGCAGGCACUGUUUUUUUUUUCCAAUAAAAAGAACACAAUUCAAUUUUUGUUAGACAUAUGAAAAGAAAAAAAACACUUGAUUUUGUAAUGUCUUAGAAUUGUCAGAUUUAUCAAUAUUAGUUACUUAAACUUCCGACUUAUAAGCGAGUAACUACAGUAGUGUCAUCAACAGCAUUCACUUAAUUUUUGUUUUGUUUAUUUUUGUUUAAGGGCUGAGCCAAAAUUGAUUUGGGUGCAGGGAUGGGAGGCACUUUAAUUAAGUAAUUGUGGUUUGGUGUGUUCUCCUUAGAAUUUUGUAAGAAUUGUAUGUCAAAAUGUAUUUAGAGUUUUGAAUUUAUAUUGUGGUUCAUGCGGGUCAAAAGAUGGUGCCUCCCUCACCCCACCUCCAUGUAUUUAAUUCUUGGACAGCACUUAUAUGAUACCUAUUCAGUAUUCACACCAUUUUUUUUGGGAAAUGAAAUUGUUACAAGUGAUCCCAAUUAGAAUUAGAUAUGUUUUAUGAAUAUUACAUUAAUUCGUGAUAUUAUAUGAAACCAAAGAUCAAAUCAUCAGGGGUACAUGUAUGUUUAUCGUUCUUAAGGUGUUUAAAAAAAUGGUCCAAAUUUUCGAAGGUACAUUUAUCUUUAUCAGGUAUUAAACGAAUGUCUUAACUAGUUAUUGUAUGAUUUUACAAAACUAUAUUGGUAUGUGCCAUCUGGAAAAGUUAAACAAAAAUUCAAUAAUUGUCAUAACUUUGAUUGUAUUAUUUACAUUGUACUUGAUGGUGAGGUAGAAAUAUUUGAAAAAUAUAAAAUCAUCCCCCAUUUAUGCCAGUAAUUAUUUUUAUACCUUUAGUAGAGCAAACAUCUGGUUUAUUCUUACUGAGACUGGUUCACACUAUUCACAAAAACUGUUCUUAAUGUUUAUUUUGACUUGUUAAUGAUGUAACCAAUUUUUUCCUUGAUUAUGACCCAUUUAUUUUUAUGAAAGUAUUUGAUCUGAACUGCAUAUUUUUCGUUUAUAAAUGUACAGGUACAUGUAUUUAUUUACAUCUUUGAAUGUAUAAGAUUUUAUAAGAAAUGUCAAACCUCAUAAUGUUUUUAAUUCUUUACUUACAUCCAUGUAUAUAAAACGAACAUCAGAUCUAGCUUUAAAGCAUUAAAUGUUUUCACUUU